Molecule: messenger RNA, 8476 nt
Organism: Oncorhynchus kisutch (coho salmon)
Lineage: Eukaryota; Metazoa; Chordata; Actinopteri; Salmoniformes; Salmonidae
Product: unconventional myosin-Va
Exons: 40
Coding region: 168-5747 (1859 amino acids)
Biological process (GO): actin filament organization
Cellular component (GO): actin cytoskeleton; myosin complex; membrane
Molecular function (GO): microfilament motor activity; actin filament binding; ATP binding
Source: RefSeq, a predicted model, not a curated record
ACAGAGACUUCACACUUGAAGAAGUAUGGAGAUUCCUGUCGGCACGUAGCCGCUAUUUUCUCUCUCUCCGCUACUUUUUCCUUUAUAUUUUUCAUAUUUAUUAACUGGGUCGCAAAUGAAGAGACAGAGGCUAAAGUGAAGAGUGGAUAUAAAGCAUAUUGAAUGUCAUGGCAGCUUCUGAACUAUACUCCAAGUAUGCCCGGGUCUGGCUCCCAGAUGCUGUGGAGGCAUGGAAGCCAGCAGAGCUCACCAAGGACUACACUCCUGGAGACAGGGCUCUGUGUCUACAGCUGGAAGAUGGCACAAACUUGGAACACAAGAUCGACCCCCAGACCAAUAGUUUACCCCCGCUAAGGAACCCUGAUAUCCUGGUGGGGGAGAAUGACCUGACAGCUCUCAGCUACCUCCACGAACCAGCAGUUCUACACAACCUCAAAGUGCGCUUCGUGGAGUCCAAGAUCAUCUACACCUACUGUGGCAUCGUGUUGGUUGCUAUCAACCCCUAUGAGAGCAUACCCAUCUAUGACCAUGACAUCAUCAACGCCUACAGUGGACAGAACAUGGGCGACAUGGAUCCUCACAUCUUCGCUGUGGCAGAGGAGGCUUACAAACAGAUGGCCAGAGAUCAGAGGAACCAGUCUAUCAUAGUGAGUGGGGAGUCUGGGGCUGGUAAGACAGUCUCUGCUAAGUAUGCCAUGAGGUACUUUGCUACGGUCAGCGGGUCCUCCAGCGAGGCUAAUGUGGAGGAGAGAGUCCUGGCCUCCAGCCCCAUCAUGGAGGCCAUCGGGAAUGCAAAGACGACUAGAAACGACAACAGCAGUCGCUUUGGGAAGUACAUCGAGAUUGGAUUCGACAAAAACUAUCACAUCAUCGGGGCUAACAUGAGAACGUACUUGCUGGAGAAAUCUAGAGUGGUGUUUCAGGCUACCGAGGAGAGGAAUUACCAUAUCUUCUACCAACUGUGUGCCUCCUCACACCUUCCUGAGUUCAAACCUCUCCAGUUAGGUAACGCUGAUGAUUUCCACUGUACCAACCAGGGAGGUAGCCCUGUCAUACAGGGAGUAGACGAUGCCAAAGAGAUGUGCAGCACCAGGAAGGCUUUCUCAUUGCUGGGAAUCAAUGAAACGUACCAAAUGGACCUCUUCCAGAUCCUGGCCGCUCUGCUUCACCUUGGCAACGUGGAGGUGGAAGAGAGAUCGGCAGACAGCAGUACCAUCCUGCCUGACAAUAGUCACCUGACGGUGUUCUGUGAGCUGAUGGGCGUGGCCUACCAGGACAUGUCUCAUUGGCUGUGCCACAGAAAAUUGAAGACUGCCACGGAGACCUACGUUAAGCCCCUCUCCAAAGUGCAUGCGGUCAACGCACGGGACGCGCUGGCCAAACACAUCUACGCUAAACUCUUCAGCUGGAUCGUAGACCACAUCAAUGAGGCUCUGCGCUCUGCUGUCAAACAGCACUCCUUCAUUGGGGUUCUCGACAUCUAUGGGUUUGAAACGUUUCACAUCAACAGCUUUGAGCAGUUCUGUAUUAACUAUGCCAACGAGAAGCUUCAACAGCAGUUUAACAUGCAUGUGUUCAAGCUGGAGCAGGAGGAGUACAUGAAGGAGGAGAUUCCCUGGACUCUGAUAGACUUCUAUGAUAACCAUCCCUGUAUCAACCUCAUCGAGGCCAAGAUGGGGGUCCUGGACCUGUUGGAUGAGGAGUGCAAAAUGCCCAAAGGCUCUGAUGACACAUGGGCUCAGAAACUUUACAACACCUUCCUGAAGAAAAGUGAUCUUUUUGACAAACCUCGUAUGUCCAACAAAGCCUUUAUCAUCCUCCACUUUGCAGACAAGGUGGAGUACCAGUGUGAGGGAUUCCUGGAGAAGAAUAAGGACACUGUCAAUGAAGAGCAGAUUAUUGUGCUCAAACUAAGCAAGUUUGAUCUGCUUUUGGAGCUGUUCAGCGACGAGGAGAAGCCUGCAGGCUCCCUGACCAGUCGCAGUAAGAUGACACGGCCUGUUCAGGCUCAGAGAGACCACAAGAAGACCGUUGGAACGCAGUUUCGUAACUCUCUACAUCUGCUGAUGGAGACUCUGAACGGAACUACCCCUCACUAUGUACGCUGCAUCAAGCCCAAUGACCUCAAAUCCCCAUUCAUGAUGGACCCCAUGAGGGCAGUACAGCAGUUACGGGCUUGUGGAGUCCUGGAAACCAUCCGCAUCUCAGCAGCAGGCUUCCCAUCCAGGUGGACCUACCAGGAGUUCUUUAACCGGUACCGGGUUCUGAUGAAACUGAAGGACAUUCUCUCAGACAGGAAGCAGACCUGCAGGAACGUCCUGGAGAAAUGGGUUCAGGACCAGGACAAAUACCAGUUUGGAAAGAGCAAGAUCUUCUUCAGGGCGGGUCAGGUGGCCUAUCUAGAAAAGCUGCGUUCUGAUAAACUGAAGAAGGCGUGCGUUCGUAUCCAGAAGACGAUCAGAUGUUGGCUGACCAGGAAGAGGUAUCUCCGUAUGAGACAAGCUGCCAUCACCAUACAGAAAAACACACGAGGUUACCAGGCGCGCUGUCUGGUAGCGUUCCUGAGGAGGACCAGAGCAGCGGUUAUCAUCCAGAAGAACCAGCGUAUGUUAGUGGCCAGGAGACGCUACCAGCAGCAGAGGUCUGCAUCCAUCACCAUGCAGCGUCUGCUACGGGCCUACCAGGCCAGACAGACCUACCACAAGCUGCUGUACGAACACAAGGUUCUCACCAUCCAGAGGUGGGUGAGAGGCUGGCUGGCCAGGCGGAGGUGCAGACGCUCCCUGAGGGCCGUGGUUUAUCUCCAGAGCUGUGUGAGACGCAUGGCUGCCAGGAGGGAACUGAGGAAGCUAAGGGUGGAGGCUCGCUCUGUAGAACACUUCAAGAAGCUCAACGUCGGCAUGGAGAACAAGAUCAUGCAAUUGCAGAGGAAAGUGGACGAACAGCACAAGGAGAACAGAGAGCUCAGUGAGAGGUUGCGUACUGUGGAGCGGUCCCGGGCAGCGGAGAGCGAGAGACUGGGUGGAGAGGUGGAGCGACUGCGCGUGGCAGAGGAGGAGAGCAGAGUUAAAGCAGAUGGGGUACCCUCCCUCCUGGAACAGCUGUCAUUCCUCCGUCAGGAAUUGGAGACUACCAGGGAGGAGAAAGAGGCCAUACAGGUGGAGGCUAGGUCAUACAGAGUGGACACUGAGAAGGUGGUGUCAGAGUUGAAUGAGAACAACCGCUCGUUGAUAACGGAGAAAGACGAUAUGAAUCAGCUGAUCGAGGAACAGAGACAACAGAUCGCAGAGAGCAAGGCCCAAGCUAAAGUCGGUAUGCAGCUGGAGAGUGAUAUCCGUGAGGAGCGUGACCACUACCAGAGUCUGCUGAGUGAAUACACACGUCUAAAAGAGAGACACGCUGACCUGAAAGAAGAGAUGACUAUCAGUGUGAUCACCAAUAAACCAGGCCUCCGGAGAACAGACUCCAACUACAGCAGCAAUGAGUCUGAGGGAACUCCCAGCUCUGAAUCUGCAGAAGGAAGACACAGUUCGGUGAAAACUCACAGCUCAACACGCAGCUCCUCAGGGUUCACCGAGUCCGAGACCAGAUCUCUACGAGGAGACGACGCGCCACACCAGGACGCGGUUGACAUGUCAGUCCUGUUGAAGCUGCAGAGGAGAGUCACUGAACUGGAGCAGGACAAACAGACACUGCAGAGACACCUGGAUAAGCGGGAGGAGGCACAACAAGACCAGGUCAAAAAUGCAGAGAAGCAAAGAACUGCAGGGAGAGCUGAGCUGGACCUGGAGGCUCUGAAACGCCAGGAGCUGGAGUCGGAGAACAAGAGGCUGAAGACAAACCUGGCGGAGCUGCGUCAGUCUCUAGCUACAGUUGCCAACACAAACCCCGGGGCUAAGACCAACCCCGGGGCUAAGACCAACCCCGGGACUAAGACCUCCACCAGCAGCCCCGGGCCGGGCUCCGCUCCCUACAACGUGCUCCUGGAGCAGCUCAACUCCUCCAACGAGGAGCUGGAGGUCAGGAAGGAGGAGGUGCUGCUCCUCCGUUCACACAUGGUCCGCCAGGAGGUGCUCAAACACAACAAGGAAGCGUAUGGAGAGAUGCAUAAGAUGAUUCAUCUUGGUGAAACCAAAGAGGCUGAUGGAUCCACUCCUGAUUACCACAAGUUGAACGAGGAUGGAGAGCUGUGGCUGGCUUAUGACGGGUUGAAGGAGACCAACAGCCUGUUGGUGUCUCAGCUGCAGGUGCAGGACAGGAGGCAUGAGGAGGAGGUGGAGGAGCUGAGAGAGGAGGUGCUCAGAGUGAGAGAGGAGAACAGGCAGCAGCAACAGUUCCUCUCCCAGAGCCUCCUCCUACCCCAGGAGGCCCGCAUCGAGGCCAGCCUGCACCACGAGAUCACACGUCUUACUAGCGACAACCUGGACCUGAUGGAGCAGCAAGAGAAACAGGACAAGAUGAUCCGCAAACUUAAAAAACAGCUCAAAGUCUACGUGAAGAGGGUAGAGGAAUACGAAGCUGGCGGUCAGAUGGAGAGGGUGGCUCCAGGUCCAGAGCCUCGCUCUCCUGUUGGUAUCACCCGGAAGGAGAGGGACUUCCAAGGCAUGCUGGAGUACCGGAGGGGGGAUGAGAGCAAACUACUGAAGAGUCUGGUUGUGGAGCUGAAACCUCGCGGUGUGGCGGUUAACUUCCUCCCUGGUCUGCCGGCCUACAUCCUGUUCAUGUGUCUGAGACAUGCUGACUACUCUAAUGAUGACCAGAGAGUCAGCGUCCUGCUCAACUCUACCAUCAACAGCAUCAAGGGAGUCAUCAAGAGGCGAGGAGAUGACUUUGAGACUGUGUCUUUCUGGCUGGCCAACACCUGCCGGUUCCUACACUGCCUGAAGCAGUACAGUGGAGAGGAGGCCUUUGUAAAGAACAACACCCCGCGGCAGAAUGAGCACUGCUUGUGUAACUUUGACCUGUCAGAGUACCGUCAGGUCUUCAGCGAUCUGGCCAUUCAGAACUACCAGCAGCUGGUCAGAUGCAUGGAGGAGGCCCUGCAGCCCAUGAUAGUUCCCGGUAUGCUGGAGCAUGAGAACUUCCAGGGAGUUCUGGGGUCUAAACCCACGGGCCUACGGAAGAGGACGUCCAGUUGCCCGGGAGAGGCUGUUUACACGGUGGACAGCAUCCUACAGCAACUCAGUCUCUUCCACGCUACCCUGAUUCAGCAUGACGUCGACCCCGAGCUCAUCAAGCAGGGGGUGAUGCAGCAGUUCUACAUCAUCUGUUCUGUCACUCUCAACAACCUGCUGCUGAGGAAGGACAUGUGCUCCUGGAGUAAAGGACUGCAGAUCAGGUAUAAUGUGUGGCAGCUGGAGGAGUGGCUGGAGGAGAAGGGGCUGCCAGACUGUGGAGCUAAAGAGAUGCUGGAGCCGCUGAUCCAGGCCGCUCAGUUACUACAGGUCAAGAAGAAGACUGAGGAAGACGCCCAGGCUCUCUGCACCAUGUGCUCUGCCCUCACCACACUACAGAUUGUGAAAGUGCUAACCUUGUACACCCCAGUGAUUGAAUUUGAGGAACGGGUUUCAAUAUCCUUCAUUAGAACCAUACAGGCCCUGUUGAAAGGCCGUGUUGAGUCACCGCUGCUACUUAUGGACACCAAGAAGAUAUUCUCUGUGACAUUUCCCUUCACCCACUCCCCUCUGGCUUUGGAGACCAUUCAGAUCCCUAGCAGUCUGAAUCUAGGAUUCCUCACACGGGUCUAACCCCUGACCCCCCCCCCCCCCAGCUAAAAAUGUACACAAAGUUGGACAGGUUUGAUUACUUCAAAGGAAGGAAGGGAGGAAGAAAUUCGAACGGUGCCCAGGAAUUCUCCCCAAUGGGCCUGAGGGAACUACAUGUUUCACCAAAGAUGCCUGACCAUUCAUGUUUUACAAAUGCCUUGGAAAAAAGUCAGUCCGUUUUUUAUAAUGUCCUGACCACAUACAAUUAGAAACGAGGAACAUUUGGAGACCCUUUGUAAUAAUAUGAUGUAUUUGACAAGAGAUAAAUUAUAUUAUAAUACAUAAUCAAUCUUUUAGCAAUAGUUACAGUAUACUCUGUGUUUCCCCUAUAUGUUCGCCACUGUCAAAUCGUGGAAUCAUUUUCAGGAUGGCAAAACGUUUUUCAGCGUAAACUUAAACCAGAUAUAGAGUAUGUAGAAAAGAUAAUGACGCGAUAUAUAUAUAUAUAUUUUUAAAUACGAUCAUCCUCGAGAACUAGCAAUCACCAAGAUGAGAACUAGAUCGACAGUCAGAGAGAAUCUAAAAUUCCCCAAAAUAUCAUGUCAUGUGGCCCUUCCAUUGAUUUUGUUAUAAAUGUUUGAGUCACUCAGAUGGCAUAAGCCAUGGAAAAAGAAUGUUUAUAAUUGCAGCAAAUUUGUUUUGUUUUUUAAACUCAGAAUUCUCUCAGCCUCAUGACAACAUGUGUGAAAUUGCAGGAAAAAUAGCUUUAAAGCUGUAAAAUGUUGUUCUCUGCCCCCCAUGGCAAAAUGUGUAGAAUUGUAGGAAAUGUGUUUUAAAAACAUAAUUUUUUUUGCUGCUGAAAAGAAUCAGGCUACUGUUUACUUGUUAAUGUAAGGUAAGGUUAACUUGUUAAUGUAUGGUAAGGUUAACUUGUUAAUGUACGGUAAGGUUAAGGUUAACUUGUUAAUGUAUGCACAGGGAAAUGGCACUGUUUUAUAUUUGACGCAUUAAGAAAUAAUACAUUGUUUGACACAACUAUACUGAACAAAAAUAUAAACGCAAACAUGCAACAAUUUCAAAGAUUUUACUGAGUUACAGUUUAUAUAAGGAAAUCAGUCAAUUUAAAUACAUUCAUUAGGUCCUAAUCUAUGGAUUUCACAUGACUGGGAAUACAGAUAUACAUCUGUUGGUCACAGAUACCUUAAUAAAACAAUAGGAGUGUCCCACUCCUCUUCAAUGGCUGUGUGAAGUUGCUGGAUAUUGGUGGGAACUGGAACACGCAGUCGUACAAGUCGAUCCAGAGCAUCCCAAACAUGCUCAUGAUAUCUCUGUGCAUUCAAAUUGUCAUCGAUAAAAUGCAAUUUUGUUCGUUGUCUGUUGCUUAUGCCUCACCAUACCAUAACCCCACCGCCACCAUGGGGCACUGUGUUUACAACGUUGACAUCAGAAAACCGCUCACCCACACAACACCAUACAUGUAGUCUUAUACAUAUACAGUUGUGAGGCCAGUUGGACGUACUGCCAAAUUCUCUAAAAAGAUGGAGGUGGCUUAUGGUAGAGAAAUGAACAUUACAUUCUCUGGCAACAGCUCUGGUGGACAUUUCUGCAGUCAGCAUGCCAAUUGCAUGCUCUCUGUGGCAUAGUGUUGUGACAAAACUGCACAUUUUAGUGGCCUUUUGUUGUCCCCCGCACAAGGUGCACCUGUGUAAUGAUCAUGUAAUGAUCAUGUUGUUUAAUCCGCUUCUUAAUAUGCCACAUCUGUCAGGUGAAUGGAUUAUAUCGGCAAAGAAAAAUGCUCUCUAACAGGAAUAUAAAUACAUUUGUGCACAAAAUUUGAGCGAAAAAAGCUUUUAUUUUUGUGCGAAUGGAACGUUUCUGGGAUCUUUUAUUUCAGCUCAUGAAACAUGGGACCAACAUUUUACAUAAGGCGUUUAUAUUUGUGUUCAGUGUAGGUGGAUGAGGGCAAUGGCACUAAGAGCUGGGAUGAAGGGGGCAGGACUACUGCUUUUUGUUAACCAAAGUAAAUGUAUUUCCACGAGGGUUUGUAAAUCAAAUCAAAUCAAAUUUAUUUAUAUAGCCCUUCGUACAUCAGCUGAUAUCUCAAAGUGCUGUACAGAAACCCAGCCUAAAACCCCAAACAGCAAGCAAUGCAGGUGUAGAAGCACGUACCGUAUAUUUGCGAGCCAACGUUAGUUGGCUGAUGCUGACCUAUGUAAUGUAGUGGCUAGUGCUUACUACCUUUGUAAUGUAGUGCUUGUUGCCUUCCCAUAUAUCACAGUAAAUAUGAAUAUCAUGAGCACCACUCCUAUUGUACACUGUGUGCUGGACACCGCGACCAAAGAGCCUUGCUGUUGACUCACACCCUCUGUGUGCCCAUUGCUUCCCAUAGAGAUUACAUGACCAUCAGGCUUUCCUAAAUGUAUAAACCUGAAUUUCUCCUCAAAUGUAGUUUUAAUAUUGCUGGGAAAAGGCUGAGAGAAAUCUAUAGGCUGCGUUUGCUACUGUGUCCCGUUCCGUUCCUUGAGUAAACGCAAGGCGCCAUUGGUAUCACUAAUAUAAUCACCCGCACAACUUUUUAAUAUUGUUCUAUGGCUGUAAGAAUGUCUUGUGAAUAAUUCCACGAGAUGGUGGUUUGUUUGCUUUUGUCGGGACCAGGAUGUCAGCGUGUGUUUGUUACUAUGCACCUAAAAGGCUUUAUAUUGUGGGUCAGCAGUAAAUAAAAGAUGGUGAGAGGUAUUUGAAAUAAUAAAUUAAAAAAUAAAUUAAAAAUC